AUGAGUGGAGGUCGUAUAUUGUACAACGUUCCAUGUUCGGUUUGCCAUGAUAACUCAUCCGGCAAACAUUAUAGUGUCUACGCCUGUGAUGGUUGCGCUGGUUUUUUCAAACGAUCCGUUCGACGCAAUCGAGUUUAUCAUUGCAAAAAUCGGAACAAAUGUGUCGUAGACAAAUAUCGACGAAAUCAAUGUCGCGCUUGCCGUUAUCGUCGAUGUAUCGAUGCAGGAAUGAACAAAGAUGCUGUUCAAAAUGAACGAGGUCCAAGGCAACCAUUCCCAGAUCGACAUAUGCAUAUAACCGGUUCAUUCGGAGUUAAGCCAGAGAUUUCUUAUGUUCCACCAAGCGUCCAAAUACCUUUGUCGAACACUCAAUUUCAGUCUACUCCAUCGUUAUUCAAAUUAGAUUUAUACGUGUAUGAAAUGGCUGCUCGUAUUCUUUUCUAUAUCGUGCAUUGGUUACGUUCAAUCAAAGAAUUCCAAGUCGUUCAUGUCAAAGAUCAGAUCGCUAGUCUUAUUCAUUGUUGGCAUGAGAUCUUUCUUUUAUCAUUAUGUGAAUACAAAUUUGAUGUGCCAUGGAUGAAUUUGAUUCAUUCAGCCGAUCGAUCCAAUGCAAUGGGAACCAAAAAUCUGUAUCUAAUGCAGGAUAUCUACAAUCGUAUUCAACAGAUGAAUAUCGACUACGUGGAAUAUUUCCAUCUAAAACUUUUACUCUUCUGUCGAUGGGUGGACAUAAAUCAGAAUUUGAACGAACGCAGUUUACUGGAUGAUCAUUUAGCAGCAUUAGAAAUGCAUGUUCAUCGUACUUAUCCUCUUCAACCACAACGUUUUGAUCAAUUGAAAAGUCUUCUAUCUAAUCUUCGUACAAUAUCAUCACCCGAAAUUCAAAAUGUCUUCUUCAAAAACAUUCUCGGAUAUUGUUCGAUUGAAUUAAUUCUACGAAAUUUAUACGAAACGAUAACAACAACGUCAUGA
Adineta ricciae is the source of this 972-nucleotide messenger RNA. NCBI's taxonomy places the organism in Eukaryota, Metazoa, Rotifera, Eurotatoria, Adinetida, Adinetidae. The record is from the annotation of a GenBank genome assembly.